AGUUAAAACGCCUCAUCAAAUCAGUUAACUCAAAUCAAAAAGAAAAAGAUGAUGAAGGUUAAAGUUUCAGUAGCAGUAGCAAUUGCUUUGAUCUCGUGCAUGGUGUUAGGCAGCCAUGCACAGGACUCCCCCCAAGAUUUCCUGAGCGCCCAUAACGCAGCUCGUGCAGCCGUCAGCGCUGCUCUUCCGCCUCUCACUUGGGACACCACUGUCGCCGGCAUCGCGCAGAACUACGCCAACCAACGCAAAGCUGACUGCGCUUUGCGACACUCCGGUGGUCCUUACGGCGAGAACAUUGCAUGGGGCAGCGCCAACUUGUCCGGCAUGGACGCUGUCAACAUGUGGGUUGCGGAGAAAGCUAAUUAUGAUUAUAAUUCAAAUACAUGCGCUCCUGGAAAAGUUUGUGGGCAUUAUACUCAAGUUGUGUGGAAAAACUCGGUUCGUUUAGGGUGUGCAAAAGUGACGUGCAACAAUGGUGGAACUUUCAUCACUUGCAACUAUGAUCCUCCAGGCAACUUUAUUGGCCAGAAGCCUUACUAACCUACCAUUCCUAUCUAUAUAUUAUCAAUAAAAGUUUCCCAAUAAUCCAGAGAUAAAUAUUAGUUAUAUAGAUAUGCAUAUAAUAUUCUCAAAUAAUUACAUAAAGACGAGUGCUUUGUUCUUACGCCCUCCUUUGAUAACAUCUAAUUAGUGAAAUGAAUCAGUAGUUUGCAUCUUGUUUAA
This is a messenger RNA of Carica papaya (papaya), 723 nucleotides long. Its product is annotated as pathogenesis-related protein 1. The record is from RefSeq and is a predicted model, not a curated record. NCBI's taxonomy places the organism in Eukaryota, Viridiplantae, Streptophyta, Magnoliopsida, Brassicales, Caricaceae. Gene Ontology annotation, cellular component: extracellular region.